CUGCUGCUGGCGAGCGCCUGCUGCAGCUUGGCGAACAUCACGUGGACGUGGCCGACGCGGACGAAGACGCUGCGGGCGCCGAAGUCGAUGGCCAAAAGGCCGCCGCGGCGAAAAGAGUGGUCGAGCCCGAGGAGGCGCUUGCAAGGCGGGCGGGAGAGCAGGAGCAGUCCGAACACUCCCUCAAACCCACGCAACUUGCAGCAGCAGCAGCAGCACCAGCAGCGGCUGCUGCAGCAGCAGCAGCAGCGGCGCUGCCUGCCUCCCACCAGCAGCAGCAGCAGCUGCUGCUGCAGCAGCAGCAGAGGGCGUUCAGUUCACCCAGAAGGUGCUGGGAAGCAGGAGCAGCCCCAACACUCCCUCAAACCCACGCACCAUGCAGCAGCAGCCGCAGCGCUGCCUGCCUCCCAGCACCAGCAGCAGCAGCAGCAGCCCCCCCACCCCCAGCAGCAGCAGCAGCAGCAGCAGCAGCAGCAGCGGCGAACCUCUUCUCUGCAGGGGAGGCAGCGGAAGAUCUCGGAGGAGGGGAAGGGGACGUGGAGGAAGAGGCCGACGUUGGCCUUGCGGUGUCUGCGGGUGACGUACAUGGGAGCAGCAAUGAGUUGGAAGUCGUGGAUCCAAACAAUGUCAUUUUCGUGCAUUUGCAAAGCCACUGCGUUUCCAAAAACUUUAUUCACAAACUGAAAACUCCGGUAAACCCCCAGAGAAUAAGGCUCCUGCGCCGCGCAGUCCACCGCCAACACGUUGUGCAGCAGCGGACGCAGCACCUGCAGCAGCAGCAGCAGCAGCAGCGCAGCAGCAGCAGCAGCAGCAGCAGCGCAGCAGCAGCAGCAGCAGCAGCAGCAGCGGGAGUGGGAGGGUAUUAG
Messenger RNA from Eimeria necatrix, 863 nucleotides. RefSeq lists its product as hypothetical. The record is from RefSeq and is a predicted model, not a curated record. The annotation marks the transcript as partial. Lineage: Eukaryota; Apicomplexa; Conoidasida; Eucoccidiorida; Eimeriidae. The transcript has 2 exons.